GAGUAAAAAUUUUCUGAAAAUUAGGCCGAGUACCGCACUCGGAUCUCGAAUCAAACUGUUGCGACAAAUCUUGGAAACAUGGGUCAAGUUCUUCUCGCAGUGGUUGAAAUAUUCGCCCUCCUCACGGCAGUUCAGGGUCUGCAGUACAUCGCUUAUCUGGAUGACGGCAUCUUUGCAAAUAUUCAUAACUGCAUCUGGUUCAUAUUUGCAAUACUAGGCAAUGGUUUCGGACUUGUCGCAAUUUUGUUAGAAUGGUGGGAGGGUCGAAGUUCGACUGGUGGCCUAGGACUUAAAACCCUUCAAGCCCUUCAAUACCACUAUUUCUUUUCUUGGAUGGAUGUGCUCGUUGGAUAUGCGGCCCUCGUGACGCAGACUUGGUUGUGUUAUCAUCAACGGAUGAGAAUGUCACAUGUGCACUUGGCGUUGAUUGGGAUUCCGAUCGUAGCAUGGUUGAAGAGGAAGAGCAGCCUUAUCGUGAUAACGACACAGGUGGUCACUCUCCUCGCCAUUCUGUCGCAUUCUGUAAUCUCCAUUUCUGCCGGAAAUUGGUGGAGUUUCAUUGGCUCUGUACUCAUGGGUCUCACUCUCAUCGCGAUGUCACUUCCGGUCAGAUAUACGUUCUUCACAUCGGAAUUUUCCACGAGGGAAGCGGCCGUGCUUUUGUCUGGAUUUGCAUCAUUUGUGUUCCCUUGUGCGAUUGGAGUUGAGGCAAAGUACCACAAGAGCUUAAGGAAAGUAUUUCCGUGAUGGAUUCGUAUUUCAAAGGGUGACAAAAAUUCUUAAAUGCUUACUACAAAACGUUUUGUAGUAUGGUGGCGUCGUCUCAUAAUAAAUAUGACCAGUCUUGAUGAAUAAAAUUAGUAUUGUGAUUAGCAAAUUACUCGAAAAUUUAUACAUGAUUUAUUUUGAUGCUGUACAUAUAGCGUCAAAAUUUUAUAAUUAAAAUUAAAUCAGUCAUAGAUAGUUAGAUAUACGAAAUGCCGAUUAUCCUGCUAUUACUGUAUUUACUUACAUCGUGAUGUCUGAUUUUAUGCAUGUAUGUACGUAGAUAUAUUUAUGUAUGCGUAUAGCAUUUUAAAUUUGUUGUGAAAUAUAUAAAUUCGAGUACAUCUACAUAUAUUGUUUGUGCUUAACCUUGUACGCUUUAAUUUCAGUCACCUUCUUAAUCGUUCGCUUCGAUUACAAAUUGCAUAACAAUUCGAUUUUGCAAAAAUGUAAAAUAAUAAAAUGUUGCCACAUGGUGAAAUCAACAUUUGCGAGUGCUUACUUGUCAUUGUACAUGGGUGUAUAAAUAGUUGUUUCAGGCAUUUAAAUUUUAAAUCUGGUGUAUUUAAUUAACUACGUAUUUUGAAAUAAGAAAUUUGGCCUUUGAAUAUUACAAGAUAAAUAAGAAAUCUACCGAGCCGGAUAUAUUCAUCCAAUCCAAAUUUGACUCGUCUUACAAAAUCAUGCAGAGACCAAUUAUAAUCUUGACACUACUGGUUACAUUGGGAUUAGUGGGAACAGUGGCAUCGCAUCCGAAUGAAUUAUAUGACGACACUGACAAGAUGGAAGUUGUCCAAGUCAUGCAAAGUACUCCAGAUUUGCAUCCACGAUUCCGACGCUGGCAUUUAUAUGGGCCACGAUCAACCAAAGGGACUGUUUACGAAGGAGUCGUUGAAGGAAUGAAACCCGUCCCAAAAUGCUGGACGUCUCAGGGAUGGAUAUGCUCAUCAAGUGCAAAAAUAGAAUCGAAUCAUAUGUCCAAAGAUAUGCCCAAGAAGGAGGAGGAGGAUGAAUGAUUUAACUAAAACCUAAAUAAACCUAAAUAUUUCGAAAUAUCUGUAAAAUUAUUGGUAUGUAUAAGAGA
This is a messenger RNA of Folsomia candida, 1849 nucleotides long. RefSeq lists its product as uncharacterized. NCBI's taxonomy places the organism in Eukaryota, Metazoa, Arthropoda, Collembola, Entomobryomorpha, Isotomidae. The coding region runs from base 79 to 747 and encodes 222 amino acids. The transcript has 4 exons. The record is from RefSeq and is a predicted model, not a curated record.